Messenger RNA from Anoplophora glabripennis (Asian longhorned beetle), 2229 nucleotides. RefSeq names its product importin subunit alpha-7. The record is from RefSeq and is a predicted model, not a curated record. Gene Ontology annotation, biological process: NLS-bearing protein import into nucleus. The transcript has 9 exons. Bases 125 to 1705 code for a protein of 526 amino acids. Gene Ontology annotation, molecular function: nuclear import signal receptor activity; protein binding. Gene Ontology annotation, cellular component: nucleus; cytoplasm; nucleoplasm. Lineage: Eukaryota; Metazoa; Arthropoda; Insecta; Coleoptera; Cerambycidae.
UUCUAAUAGUGUCAUUAGUCUAGAAUAUAUCAACGUUUUCUUUUUAUCAAGAAAUAGUUGCUUUAAUAAGGUAAUGGUGCUAAAAAACUUUUAAUUUAGAAGUUUAUAAAAUUAUAAAUUGAACAUGUCUGGAUCUGGACAUAAACAUCGUUAUAAGAAUACUGCAUUGGACAGUGUAGAAUUACGUCGACGUAGGGAAGAAGAAGGUGUUCAGUUGAGAAAAGCAAAAAGGGAUCAGCAGUUAAACAAAAGGAGAAAUGUUAAUGUUAACCAAUUACUUCCUGACGAUGACCCCUUACAGUUGGAAGGUGACAUUUCAUCACCAGUGACACCUGGAAUAACACAAGAAAUGAUACAAAAUCUUUAUAGCAAUGACCCAGAGGUACAGUUGGCAGCGACCCAGAAAUUUAGGAAACUUCUCUGUCAGGAACCAAAUCCUCCUAUAGAUGAAGUAAUUCAAGCAGGAAUUGUUCCCAGAUUUGUAGAGUUUCUGCAAAAUACCGUCAACUGCACACUGCAGUUUGAGGCAGCAUGGGCAUUAACAAAUGUUGCAUCUGGUACCUCACAACAAACCCGAAUGGUUAUUGAUGCUGGAGCAGUGCCUAUUUUUAUUGCUCUUUUGGGAAGCAGUUAUGAAGAUGUUCAGGAACAAGCGGUCUGGGCACUUGGUAAUAUAGCAGGAGAUUCUCGUGAAUGUCGAGACCAUGUUUUAGAUUCUGGAAUACUGGUACCUCUUCUCCAAUUAUUAAGUAAAUCCAACCGUUUGACAAUGACAAGGAACGCUGUGUGGGCACUGUCUAACCUGUGUAGGGGCAAGAAUCCUCCACCAGAUUUUGCCAAAGUUUCUCCAUGUCUACCAAUUCUCUCUCGUCUCUUGUUUCACUCGGAUCCUGAUGUUCUCUCUGAUGCCUGUUGGGCAUUGAGCUAUUUAUCAGAUGGACCGAAUGAGAAGAUUCAGGCUGUUAUAGACGCUGGGGUGUGCAGAAGAUUGGUAGAAUUACUUAUGGCUCAACAACCAAACGUUGUUUCUGCUGCUUUAAGGGCAGUAGGAAAUAUUGUUACUGGAGACGACGUGCAAACUCAGGUUAUAUUGAACUGUUCUGCAUUGCCGUGUCUGCAUCACUUAUUAUCAUCUUCAAAGGAAUCUGUUAGGAAAGAAGCCUGCUGGACAAUUAGCAAUAUCACAGCGGGAAAUCGACAGCAAAUUCAAGCUGUGAUUGACGCGAAUAUUUUCCCGGUUCUGAUUGAAAUUCUUAGUAAGGCUGAGUUUAAGACGCGAAAGGAGGCUGCUUGGGCCAUUACGAACGCUACCAGUGGUGGCACACCUGAUCAAAUAAGAUACCUGGUGAAUCAGAACUGCAUCGGUCCUUUAUGCGAUCUUCUGACUGUUAUGGAUGCCAAGAUUGUCCAUGUGGCUCUAAACGGUUUAGAAAACAUUUUGAGAUUAGGAGAACAAGAUGCAAAAUUGCAGAAUGGUACUAACCCAUACGCUGUCCUUAUAGAAGAAUGCUACGGCCUAGAUAAAAUAGAAUUCUUGCAAUCGCACGAAAACAUGGAGAUUUAUCAGAAAGCCUUUGACAUAAUCGAACAUUUCUUUGGAACGGAAGAAGAGGACUCGAACGUCGCACCUUCAAUAGACACAGACCACCAGCAAUAUCAGUUUAGCUCUGAUCAGUCUGUACCUAUGGGAGGAUUUCAGUUUUAAAACAAAUAAGUGCCCAUAGUGAAAUUUCACUUUUCUGAAGACAUUUAAAUUAUUUUAAGGAAGACGACCUUCCUUACUCAAACCCAUAUUAAAAUUACAAUAUAAGUUCAGUCAAGUAGCGAACAGAAUUUUAUACAUGUGUACUAUUACUGUUGUUUCCAUAAUUUGUUGUAACUGUUUUACUGCAUGUAUUUUUAAUUUUUAUUGGUACUGUAAUAAUAUGUAUGUAUUUGUAAAUUUCUGAUAACAAUCAAUUUAUUUUAAGGGCAUUACUCGUGCAAUUGUAAGUACAAAAGUUUGAUUUAGUACAUCUGAUUUUUGCUAUUUCCCUGCUUUUGUACUGUGGUUAAUGAGCAUUUUUUGUAUAAAUAAUUGAAAAUUACUGUUGCCAGCUGUGUUACUGUGUUUAAUAUAACAAAACGUGUAUAAAUUUGUAUACAUGUGUAAAAUUCACAUUAUUAAUUGUUUAUAGUUUGUAUUAUAAAAAAUUAAUUAGCUUUAAAUAAAUUUUGUUCUUUUUAAAA